AUGUUCAAGGCCUUCCUCUCUAAGUCCCUUUACCCAGUAUGUGUUGAGUUUUCAAGACGGUACAUUCUACAUACACAAGUUUGCGACAGAGACCCUGCAGGCGGGGCCGCGGGGCAGCAGGUAAGGGACCGGACCACCGGUCACCGUUCGGGGGAACAGGGUGUCCAUUCCACUGGCCAUGCAGGGGAUGUGAACCCAGUACUUGUCGGCGAGCGUAGCUGCGGCGGGACAAGCACCUCGUGCCGACGACUCAGGGUUCUAGACAAUGUACCGCUCCUCACCGAGGGGGUUACUUUGUGCGAGACGUGUGGACGUCUUCCGCUUAGGGGGAGGUCCCAAGACAGCCGUGUGAGGGUCCGGGCCGGAACGGCCCGGCGUUCAUGGCAGUUGCACCGCCGUGGUGCCUGCCCAUGUCAGCCGGGCCAAGCCUGGUCUAUAGAAGCCAUCAGCACCCGCGCCCGAGGGUGCGAGUUGAUGUCCUUCGGCUAG
Molecule: messenger RNA, 489 nt
Organism: Puccinia graminis f. sp. tritici CRL 75-36-700-3
Lineage: Eukaryota; Fungi; Basidiomycota; Pucciniomycetes; Pucciniales; Pucciniaceae
Exons: 2
Coding region: 1-489 (162 amino acids)
Source: RefSeq, a predicted model, not a curated record